Acanthosepion pharaonis is the source of this 879-nucleotide messenger RNA. Lineage: Eukaryota; Metazoa; Mollusca; Cephalopoda; Sepiida; Sepiidae. The record is from the annotation of a GenBank genome assembly.
AUGACGUGCUCACACUCUGUGCAUCAUGUAACGUCGGCCGUCGGGCGCAUCGUGAUUAAAAUUUCUUUCCACCUCUCUCUUUUACCCCUCUCACUUUACACCUGUAUCUCUCUAUUUUUUCACCUGUCUCUUUACCCCCAUCUCUCUCUCUCUCUUUCCACCUCUCUGCUUACAACUCCAUCUCAAUCUCUUUCCACCUCUCUCUUUCCACCUCUCUCUUUUACCCUCUCACUUUACACCCGUAUCUCUCUCUCUUUUCACCUGUCUAUUUACACCCAUCUCUCUCUUUUUCCACCCCUCUAUUUACAACUGUCUCUCUUUCUCUUUCCACUCUUUUCUCUUUACACCCGUUUCUCUCUCUCUUUUCACCUCUCUCUUUACACCCAUCUUAAUCUCUUUCCACCUCUCUCUUUCCACUUCUCUCUUUCUAUCUUCUCUCUUUACACCCUCUCUCUUUUACCCUCUCACUUUACACCCGUAUAUAUCUCUCUCUUUUCACCUGUCUAUUUACACCCAUCUCUCUCUUUCCACCCAUCUAUUUACAACUGUCUCUCUUUCUCUUUCCACUCCUUUCUAUUUACACCCGUUUCUCUCUCUCUUUUUACUUCCCUCUUUACAGCCAUCUCAAUCUCUUUCCACCUCUCUCUUUCCACCUCUCUCUUUCUACCUUCUCUCUUUCCACCCUCUCUCUUUUCACUCCCUCUCUCUUUCUACCAUCUCUCUGUGACUGCUCUUUCCCUAUCUAAUUGUGUCACAUCUAUCUAUCUAUCUAUCUAUCUAUCUAUCUAUCUAUCUAUCUAUCUAUCUAUCUAUCUAGGUGUAUUCCUAUCUAUCUAUCUAUCUAUCUAUCUAUAUAUCCAAAAUCACAUUCAUUCCUAA